UUUUUUGUAAAUGAUAUAAUUUAAGGGGCGUUUUAUAUUGUUGCAAAUUUAACCAAUUUGAAAACACUGCCAAAAGAAAAAUGCACGCUGUCGUUGUGAAAGAAAAUGAUUUCGUAAAUUCGCCUUGCAGCGGGGAUGCACAGGGAUAGCUUGUGAAGUGGAGGAAGGAUGAAGGAGAAGAGAAAAUGAGCUUGCGUUUUCCCAAUUUUCACGCACGACACGCCUUGGAGGAAGCUGCAAAAGCCACCAAGCAAGUGUUUUGCCGCGCUCUGACGACCAAUAACCACAAAGCUUCUUACUCAGAUGACGAUUUAGUCUACAGUAGCGACGAGAAGCUCCCGCCCAGCGCUGUUGAUCUGGAACUUUUUGCUCAGUUGCAGCAAGAUGGGUCUGCGCAUAAUCCUUACAUCCUCAACAAGAUUAUAUCAUCUUGUGCGCAAACAUCUUCUCUUUUUAUGGGUAUUCAGAUUCAUUCCGCCGUUAUCAAGACGGGGUUCAGCUCUAAUGUCUACAUAUGCAGCGCUUUAGUGGAUAUGUACGGCAAGUGCAGUGUGAUUUCAAGUGCUCAUAAAUUAUUCGACGAAAUGCCUCAAAGAAACGCAGUCACUUGGAAUGUAUUGAUUUCUGGCUACCUUCAUUCAGAGUGCCCCAAAACUGCUGUUGGGUUGUUGUUAGAAAUGCUCAAAGAAGGGAUAGCUCCGACGCCAUUUAGCGCGUCUGCUUUGUUGGGUAGCAGCGCUCAAUUAGAAGCAGAGGAGCUGGGGGCUCAGGUGCAUGGUCUCUGUUUGAAAGCUGGGUUUUACUCUAAUGUUGCUGUGGGAACAGGUUUAAUCGUUAUGUACUCAAAAUGUUCGAAAGUUGGAGAUUCAAGACGGGUUUUUGACGAAAUGGCUGAUAGGAAUGUUAUUACUUGGACUUCCAUGGUUACGGGCUAUGCACACAACGAGAAACCUGAUGAGGCGAUGAUUCUAUUCAGAGAAACGCAACGUUUGGGCCUCAGAUCAAAUUAUGUGACCUAUAAUAGUCUGCUGAGCUCAUUUUGCAGUGCAGAAGAUUUAGAUCAUUGCAAGCAAGUCCACUGCCGGAUAAUUUGGGAAGGUUUUGAGUCAAAUGUAUAUUUAGCAGCCACCCUCUUGACUGUAUAUUCAGAAUGUAGUGGCAAUUUGGAGGACUUUCACAAGAUUUGUUUGGGUAUUACCAGAUGGGAUCAAGUCUCAUGGAAUGCCAUCAUUGCUGGUUUUUCUAAUUUAGGAAAUGGUGAGGAAGCCCUAAAAUGCUUCUCUAAAAUGAGGCAGGCUGGCAUCCAUGUGGACUCCUUCACGUUUACAAGCAUAUUAAAAGCGAUAGGAAGUAUUCCAGCCCUUCAAGAGGGAAAGCACACCCAUGCUUCAGUAUUCAAAACAGGGUACGCUUCUAAUACAUACGUUCAAAAUGGACUUGUUGCAAUGUAUGCAAGAUGCGGUGCAAUUAGUGAUUCGAAGAGGGUUUUCUGGUCAAUGGAGAAACGUGAUUUGAUCUCAUGGAAUUCCCUUCUGUCGGGAUGUGCCUACCAUGGAAAUGGAAGGGAGGCUGUUGAAGUGUUUGAACAAAUGAGAAAUUCUGGGGUAAAACCGGAUAACACCAGCUUCCUUGCCGUGAUUUCUGCAUGUAGCCAUGUUGGGUUGCUCGAUAAAGGACUUGAGUACUUCAAUUUGAUGAGAAAUUAUGCGCUGUUCGAACCCCCCAAAGUAGAGCACUAUGCUUGUAUUGUUGAUCUUUAUGGUCGAGCGGGGUGUCUCCACGAAGCAGAAGCCUUUAUCAAUAAUAUGCCAAUAGAGCCUGGACCAUCAGUUUACAAGACUCUGCUCAGUGCUUGUCGAGUUCAUGGAAAUAGAGAAAUUGCUGUACGUUCUGCAAAGAAGCUUUUGAAUCUGUACCCUGAUGAUCCUGCUUCAUACCUUCUACUAUCAAAUGUGUUGGCUGAGGGGGGUUCUUGGGAUGGAGUAGCAUGGGUGAGGAAGAUCAUGCAUGUUAGCAGAGUGAAGAAAAUUCCUGGUUUUAGUUGGAUUUGAGUUUAGAAAGAGGGAAUGACUACUUUUGUGCUCCGUGGAAGCAGUAAAGCAACCCUGAACUGGCAUCAUCCUAAUGAAACAGGCAGCUGAUACUUAGCUCGUUCCUCUGGAAAGGUAGACAGGUUGACAGAAAUUUAGGGACUGCCCUUAUGUUUGUGCUCCAGGGGAUGAGCUGAUUCAGGUGAGAGAAAAUUACAUGAAAGUUCCACGAAAUUGUGACCCUAAAUAUAAUCAAGUUAUGGCUUUCAGGAUAGAGCUUUGGAAAUCUGAAGUUUUAUGAGAAGUACAGGAAUGAGGUUUCGCUUCUUCAAGCAGAGAUGGGGCUCAAUUUCAUUUGGUUUCAUCAAUCGGCAUUUUGGGGCUGAAAAAAAUGUCAAUCAUGGAACUUAUAUUUCUGGUGCGCAGGAAAUGCGGUUCUAUCGUAUUAUGCAUUUGCGCGGGACAGGUGGAAACUUCUACUGUUGCAUCCUACUUGUGUGAUGAUAAAUUUUUAUGUAGGGUGUACUGCCUUGCAUUUGCUUGAAACAGUUUCCAAAGCUGACUCCUUGCACCUGAUUCAUCCCCUUGAAUAACAGGUUUGCCUGCAAGUCCGUCUUUGAAUUUAUGAUUGAGGAGUGAAAACUAAUGAAGACAGGUAAUUGCUUAGACAGGAAGAAACAAACCAACCCACUUGUCCUGAUUGAGGUGAUUGAAAAAAGAAAGAAAUGGCAGCCCUUUUUGUUCAGGGACAUCUCCAAAUCUAAUGUUUAAAUUCCAAAUCUUAGUCAAAUCCUUAAUUAAUAUGUCACCAGAGAAUCAGAGAUUAAUUAAAUUCCAAGGGAAACUGCUUAAAAGUACAAUGCCCUCAACUCCUCAAAUAAGGAGACCUCAAUCCCUGUGAUUAUGCAAUUUCCGCCAAAUAUGGUAACAAAAUUCUCAGUUCAUCAAACCAUUGUGCCAACCUUAAAUCUCCUGACAUACAAGUGUACCAAUUUCCACUAUUUUUGGGCAAAAUAAAACAGGGCAUUCUUGGGGUAUUGGCCUAGAAAGAGAAGAAAGUUUGCUAUUUAAGGCAUGAGGCUAAGGAUGAGGAAGACAGUUGCAGCAGUUAUAGUCAAUUGCUAUUUCAGAAGGCAACCAUUGGUGAGCUGCAAAGUGGCAAGUAGCAGAACAUAGGGCCUUAUGCAUUCCAACACGUGUAAAAAAGGAGCCCACGAGCUUGUUACCUCAUUUUUGGAGAGACGGCUCGAAAGGCACCCGGAAAUUGCAGCAAUGGCUCAACUAGAUGGGACACAGAGAUUCAACGAGAACCCCCAAAUUUCUACCAUCCCAACUAUAGAACAACUUCUCCAAGGCGAAGACUGGAGCUGGUCAGAAAGCAACUCACCCACCUCUGGAAAGGAUCACCAUGAAGAAGGUCAUGCACAUCCUAACAAGAGAUCAGUCCUUGCAAGAGUGAGGGAGAAGGCCAGAAAAUGGCGACAGAGUCGGGGGAAGAAGAAGCAGAGCUAUGAGGGUGCCACCAUGCCCUCAUGCGACGUUAGCUUGGGUGCCGAGGAUGAGGAGAAUGAACAAGAUGCUGAAUAUUUUGGAGCCCCAAUGUAUGAAUCAGAGUUGGCACCAGAAGGGUACAAGGAGGCUGCAAGGCUGCAUCCGAGAACAGUUCCUGUGACAUCUGAGAAGCACGAUUUGGAUAGCAGCGGUACAAGAGACGAUGCCGAACAAGGAAAAGAGACCAAAACAAUAACCGAAACUGUGACUGAGAAGCUGGCACCUGCAUAUGCAACUGUGGCAGAAGCAACCCACACAAUUGCUUCAAAAAUUCAAAGCCUGACCGUAAAAUCUCCAACAGCAUCUUCGACCCCAGAACAAAGUAGCGGCAGUGAGCAAAAGUGGGAUAAAGGGGUUUCAGUGAAGGAAUAUCUGAUGCACAAGCUCGAACCAGGGGAAGAUGAGAGAGCACUUUCUCAAGUCAUUUCUGAGGCAAUUAGUCCAAGGAAAGCUCCUGGUGAAAUGGGUAUGGUGGAGAAAGUAAAAGGUGCUGUUACUUCACUGCUUCAGGCUGAGUCACCCUCCCAAUCCACAAUGGCAAUUUCAAACUCUUCAUCUCAGAUUCCCAUCUCUACCAAUGCUCAUGAAGCUGUUGAUGAAGAAAAUCAUGGAAGGAUACUGCAAACCAACUGAAACCAGAACAUUUCUUCUACUGCAGAUGAAGAAUAUAAAUUUUUUUUUUUUGGGGGAUUCACCGUUGGAGUUGUGUGUAAUAAUAAUGGAGUAGUGAGUGUAUGUGAAGAUAGGUUUCUCUAUCUACAAAAGCUGUGUCCUCUGUAUUUAUCUAUAUGAUGUAUAUUAGCAGCUUAAUAGCGAUUGAAUUGAAUGAGCUUAUUCAA
This is a messenger RNA of Malania oleifera, 4420 nucleotides long. RefSeq lists its product as uncharacterized. The transcript is spliced from 6 exons. The record is from RefSeq and is a predicted model, not a curated record. Gene Ontology annotation, biological process: response to abscisic acid. NCBI's taxonomy places the organism in Eukaryota, Viridiplantae, Streptophyta, Magnoliopsida, Santalales, Ximeniaceae. The coding region runs from base 3213 to 4214 and encodes 333 amino acids.